Molecule: messenger RNA, 993 nt
Organism: Cuscuta epithymum
Lineage: Eukaryota; Viridiplantae; Streptophyta; Magnoliopsida; Solanales; Convolvulaceae
Source: the annotation of a GenBank genome assembly
GGGACUGGCAAUAUACUGUGCAAGAAGAAAACGAUAAGGAGGAAAAACUGUCAGACUUCAGCCGAAAGGAGAAAGAAAAACGGGACCAGCGGAAGGAAGAUUCAGCCGACGAUUUGGACUGCAUUCUGGCUUCUGAAACUGUCAGACUUCUUCGACUGGAGUUCAACAUAUCAGUCUUGCAAAGUUACAAACAUAGCCCUUUUCGUCUAAUCUACGUCUGGACUACACUUGGACGAUGAUGCAGUUGCCUAGUCUACUUCAGGCAAGGCGAUGGAACCUGGCGACCAUGCCGUAACAACCCCCUUCUCUAUUCUCUUCUUCACGAGCUUCUAUAUGGUUCGGGAAGAACGCAAAUGUCUUAUGGAAAUUGCUACUGUGGAAUUCCAGCAAAGAUUCUGACUUCAUGGACAAAUGACAAUCCAGGGAGACGAUUCCUUGCGUGUUCAAGAGGUACAUGUGCCUGCUGCAACAUGUUCGAAUGGCUUGAUGAGGAAAUCUGUUAUAGGUCGAAGAUGAUUAUUCCGGGUUUGUUGAGGAAAAUAAACAGAUUGGAAGCUGAGCUUGCUGAUGAGAAGGCAAGGGAAAAAGGGUUGUCUAAGAAACAGAUGUUUUGGAGUGUAUUGUGGUUUAUUCUUGCAGGAUUAAUGGUGGUAGUGAUAUGGGCUGUUUGCUAUGACAAUAGAAGCAAGAAAAUGGUAUCUUGGAAGAUGUGUGAUGCUGGCAAGGAUUGGUUGGAAUGGAAGUUAGAGUAGAGUCUCAGUUAUUACAUUAUCUAAAGUAGGUGUGUGUUUUAGGAACUCAUGUAUGACUUAAUUACAUUUGAUUUGUUUGUAGCUCUUGGUUUGAUGUAUCACUUUGUUAGGUUUCAUGUAUGACAAAUGUUGUAAUGUAUCAGUUCUCAAAUAUGAAGUCUGACUUUAAGGUGAACAAGUGUUGUAAUGUAUCAGUUAUUUGGUAUGAUGUAUGAGAAGUGUUGUAAUGUGUUGUACUGAU